Contarinia nasturtii (swede midge) is the source of this 1062-nucleotide messenger RNA. Its product is annotated as probable chitinase 2. The record is from RefSeq and is a predicted model, not a curated record. Bases 1 to 1062 code for a protein of 353 amino acids. Gene Ontology annotation, biological process: chitin catabolic process. NCBI's taxonomy places the organism in Eukaryota, Metazoa, Arthropoda, Insecta, Diptera, Cecidomyiidae. The transcript has 6 exons. Gene Ontology annotation, cellular component: extracellular region. Gene Ontology annotation, molecular function: chitinase activity; chitin binding.
AUGUAUACCAGCAAAGCAGAUUCAAAGGUGUACAUUUCCGUGAUUUUUCGAGCAUGUGGUGCCACACUUUCGAGUUCGUUAGUGAGCAUUUAUUCGACAUUUUCAUGCAUAUUUCUACUUGCUCUUGUAAUUUGUAGUAUUUUUGCAUGUUGCGGCGCUGAAACCGAUCGACUCCAUGGCAAGGUUAUUAUAUGCAACGAUUUUUUAGAAUCAUCGCGAAAUGAAUUUGACAUUGAACGUGUUGAUUUAAAUUUAUGCACACAUCUCAUUAUCAAAGAUUUCAGCUGGAAUACAAGAGAAGAUCCAUGGAGAUCAGAGGAUAGAGAUAAUGUUUAUGCAAAGAUUACAAGUCUACGGGAUAAGUAUCCGCAUUUGAAGGAAUUCAAGCGAAGAUUUAUGGCAAAAUAUCUUUUGCUUACUCUAACUUUUGAUACGAAUAAUGUUGAACAUACGAAAGAAAUUGUUGAUGAUUUUUACGAUCAUAAUUUAUCGAAUUAUGUUGAUUUCAUACAAAUUAAAAAUUUGAACGUGAUUGACAAUCUCAUCAAAUUAAAUGUGCAACCAGAGAAGAUUGUUUGGCAAUUAUUGCUUCAGGGCCAUGAAAAACUAUCGAACGAAAAUAUUUCGUUUAAAAUUGAAAAUUUGAAAGAUUUUAAUGAUAUCUGUUCCACUUUAUCGAUGGAUGAAUGGGAACGAUCGUAUGAUGGCAAUGAAUGUAUCGCAAAGAAAAAAUAUAUAAGUCAGAGCAUAAGUUGGAUAAUAAAAUUCGAUUGUAGCCGAUCAAUUGCAAAUAAAGUAAAAUCGGCAGUAAGACGUAAUUUGGCUGGUAUUUCAAUAACAAAUCUAAGCAAUGACGAUUUUCACGGAAAAUGCACAAAUGAACAUGACACAUUUGCCGAUUUUUAUCUUAAUGAAGAACCACCAAGACGCAAUUCCAAUGAAUUCUUUGCUUUACAGACGGUUUAUGAGGCAACUUAUUUAAGUUUUAAUGAAAUGGAUCAAAAUUCGAAAGAGAUUAAAAGACGUUUUGACAAGACAUACAUUGAAAUUGAAAGUAAUUAA